GCAUUGUCCCAUAAUUUGCUCGAAAUGCAAGAACAUCCACAACCACAUUUUAGCCAAAAAAAAAAAGGAAAAAGAAAAACCAAAGGCGCACAUAAAAUUCUAUACCAAGUCAAGAAAAGUUGAAGAAGAAAUCCGAGAAAAGCUCCGAGGUUGAAUAUGUGCCUUUCGUUGUGGUUGUACUAAAACAUGUGCCUGCAUUGCGCUCGUCUUUGUAGCUUCCUGGCACCUCGUCCCCAUGUGGAAGAGGUUGCAAACUAAUUAAUUAUAAGAUCAAAAUAAAUAUUAAUUUAGCAUUGAUAGAAGGUAGGAAACACAAAUGGUAGAUCGAGGUAAAUUGGUGUUUUGCGCUCUCUUGGCGUUGCUCGCUGCCAAUGCCAAUGCCAACGCCAACGAGGUAAAAGCUGUCUCCUACGAUGGCCGCUCCAUGAUCAUCAAUGGCACCAGGCAAUUGCUCUUCUCCGGUUCCAUCCAUUAUCCACGCAGCACUCCUGAGAUGUGGCCAAAGCUCAUCCAGCAGGCUAAAGAAGGGGGUCUUAACCUGAUCCAGACAUAUGUGUUCUGGAAUAUUCAUGAGCCUGUUCAAGGACAGUUCAAUUUUGAAGGCAAUUAUGACUUGGUGAAAUUCAUCAAGAUGAUUGGAGACAAUGGUUUGUGGGUAACCCUUAGGUUGGGACCAUACAUUGAGUCUGAAUGGAAUAUGGGCGGAUUUCCAUACUGGCUAAAAGAGGUCCCAAAGAUCGUAUUCCGUACUUACAACGAACCUUUCAUGUUCCACAUGAAAAGGUACACAGAGAUGAUCAUCAACAUGAUGAAGAAGGAGAAACUCUUUGCAGAUCAAGGAGGGCCUAUUAUCAUGGCGCAGAUUGAAAACGAGUACAACAAUGUUCAACUAUCAUACAGAGAAGAUGGUGAAAAGUAUAUAAAAUGGGCAGGGGAUAUGGCUGUUGGUCUCUACAGCGGCAUUCCGUGGAUCAUGUGCAAGCAGAAGAACGCCCCUGACACUGUAAUUAGUACGUGUAAUGGAAGGCAUUGUGCAGACACAUUUAGUGGUCCAAAUGGCCCUAACAAGCCAUCUCUAUGGACAGAGAACUGGACUGCUCAGUACAGGGUAUUUGGUGAUCCUCCCUCGCAGCGCUCAGCAGAAGAUCUAGCAUAUGCUGUGGCUAAAUUCUUUGCCAGAAAUGGCACCCUCAACAACUAUUACAUGUACCAUGGUGGAACCAAUUUUGGUCGAACAAGUUCAUCGUUUGUGACAACACGUUACUACGAUGAAGCCCCCCUUGAUGAAUAUGGUUUGAAGAGGGAACCUAAAUUCGGUCACCUAAGAGACUUGCACAGGGCUUUGAGACUCUGCAAGAAGCCAUUGCUCUGGGGCACGCCAAGGCUGCAACAAGUCUCCAAAAAUGUAGAGAUCACAACUUAUGAGAAAGCUGAGGAUAACAUAUGUGCUGCAUUCUUGACAAACAACAACACAAGGGAAUCUCAGACGGUCGAAUUCCGAGGUGAAGAAUACUACCUCCCAUCCAAGUCCGUCACCAUUCUCCCCGAUUGCAAGACCGUCGUCUACAACUCUCAAGCGGUUGUUGCACAACACAGUUCUAGAAACUUCCUAGUGUCGGAGACAGCCAAGUUGAGCAAGUGGGAGAUGUUCAGAGAGAGCAUCCCAACAACUGAUAAUUUGGAAGUGAAGAGCGUCUCACCAAGAGAACUCUAUAGUUUAACAAGAGAUACCUCCGACUAUGCAUGGUUCAGCACCAGCAUCUACAUCGAUGGAAGGGACUUGCCCAUGCGCCACGACGAUCUUCCGGUGCUUGAGGUUGCAAGCCUUGGUCAUGCCUUGCUUGCCUUUGUCAAUGGCCAAUACGUUGGUUUUGGACACGGUAGUAAUGUUGAAAAGAGUCAUGUAUUUAAGAAGCCGGUGAGUUUUAAGGCCGGAGUUAACAACAUCACGUUGCUCGCCAUGACAGUUGGUUUUCCGAAUAGUGGAUCCUUCAUGGAGAGGAGAUUUGCUGGGCCUAAAGCCAUACUUACUCAGGGGUUAAUGUGUGGAACUCUUGACAUUACCAGAAACGAAUGGACCCAACAGGUUGGACUGAGCGGAGAGAAGAUGGAAUUAUUCAGUGAGCAAGGCUCAAAGAAAGUGAAAUGGGGUCCCUUAGAUGGAAAUCUAGGCCCCCUGACUUGGUACAAGGCAUAUUUUGAUGCGCCGGAAGGAAACGAGGCGGUAGCUCUGAGAAUGACAAGCAUGCAAAAGGGAGUGAUUUGGGUGAAUGGCAUAAACCUUGGGCGGUAUUGGGUAUCAUACCUCUCAGCAAUUAACAAGCCAACUCAAGAAGAGUAUCACGUGCCGCGAGCCUACUUGAAGGACAAAGACAAUCUGUUGGUUGUCUUGGAAGAGACCGGCGGCGAUCCUCGGAAGAUCCAAGUGCUGACUGUCAAUAGAAACACGAUUUGCAGUGUGAUAACUGAGUUCCACCCUCCUAAUGUGAAGUCAUGGGAGAGGAAAGACAACAAGAUUCGCGAGAUUUUCGACCCCGUGAGGGCGGCGCAUCUCACGUGCCCUAACGCCAAGAAAAUCGCCAAAGUUGAGUUCGUGAGUUUCGGAGAGAACGAGGGUGCUUGUGGGGCCUUCGUACCGGGCAAAUGUGACUCCGCCAAGGCUCACAAAGUUGUUGAAGAGCUGUGUUUGGGGAAACAUGAUUGCACGAUUCCAUUUGAGAGACAAGCGCUUCUUGAUGGUGGCAAAGAUUCAUGCCCUGAUGUGGCCAAAACGUUGGCUGUGCAAUUGGCUUGUACCUAAUUUAUAACCUAAAAUGCUUAAGUUAUUAGUUUUGUAUAUACCAGUUUUACAUUGUUUAAUUUUCUAGUAUUUUGUAGAGCCCCUAGGUCACAAACAGACCAACUUUGCGAUUAUACGCGCGCGAUUUUUGUUCACAUUUCUAUAUCUACUCGUUACGUUAUUUAUUGAACAAAAAUCGCCUAAAAUGGGCUCUCUAUUAUGAUAUCAAUCCCUUGUAUCUCUAUCUAAAGGAAUGGACAUCUUUUCUUAUUCACAAUA
Molecule: messenger RNA, 3058 nt
Organism: Salvia miltiorrhiza (redroot sage)
Lineage: Eukaryota; Viridiplantae; Streptophyta; Magnoliopsida; Lamiales; Lamiaceae
Product: beta-galactosidase 13-like
Exons: 17
Coding region: 317-2800 (827 amino acids)
Biological process (GO): carbohydrate metabolic process
Cellular component (GO): cell wall; vacuole
Molecular function (GO): carbohydrate binding; beta-galactosidase activity
Source: RefSeq, a predicted model, not a curated record